Messenger RNA from Durusdinium trenchii, 177 nucleotides. Lineage: Eukaryota; Dinophyceae; Suessiales; Symbiodiniaceae. The record is from the annotation of a GenBank genome assembly.
AUGAGCUUUGUCGGGGAGGUGCUUGUUGAGUUCCUGGAGUUGGACAAGCAUCCGUAUCAUCGGGAGAUGCAGGAUUUGAAGAGGCAGCAGCGCAAAAAGAAGAAGGCAUUGCAGCUGCAAGAGGAACAAAGACAAGCAAGAGAGGCGCCAAGACGAGGGAUGCCCGCACCAUUGUGA